AUGACCUCCCCUACCAACAACCCGCCAAGUGCUGGCCCCAGGAUCCAAGAUCAGUUCCCUGAAGCCAUCAUUAAGCCUAUCCCCGCUGCAACUGAACAUCCUUUCUACAACUAUGAUGGAUUCAACCCCAGCCUUCAAGUCCUGGAUGUAGGUCAUGUCAAGGCUCCUGGUCGCAGGCCAUUUGGAGUCAGGACUAUCUACAACCGAGAUCAAGGCAUUGUUGUCCGCGAUGGCGCACGUCUCUACGCUGAUAUCUUUCGUCCAGCAGACUCUGAACCUGUCCCGUGUAUCUUGCCUUGGAGUCCGUACGGAAAGACAGGCACUGGUCCACAGAAUUACAAGACGAUGGGCCCUUAUAACUGCGGUAUUAAACUUGACCGCACAUCUGGCUACGAGAAAUUUGAAGCGCCUGAUCCAGCAGAGUGGACAGAGCGCGGUUAUAGUGUCAUUAAUAUCGAUGCCCGUGGUGCCGGACAUAGUGAGGGUAUAGUUGCCUUUUGGGGUAACCAAGAGGCUGAGGAUAUUUUUGAUGUUAUUGAUUGGCUUUCUCAUCAGCCAUGGUGUAACGGUUCAGUCGUUAUGGCUGGAAACUCGUGGCUUGCUAUUGCCCAGAUUAAUUUUGCUUCAAGGCUAUCUCAUCCAGCGCUAAAAGCUAUUGCACCGUGGGAGAGUUUCACAGAUCCUUAUCGCCAGUUCAUCGCGAGAGGCGGUCGUCAGCAUAUUCCUAGCUUCCAAAAGUUGAUAAUUGGCGGUUUUGCUGGACCAGAAGGUACAGAGGACAUUGCUGGAAUGUUGGAGCAGUAUCCUCUUUAUAAUCAUUACUGGGAAGCUAAGAGGAUUCCCGUUGAGAAGAUUGAUAUUCCUAUGUAUGUUGUAGCUUCUUACUCAAGCAUGUUACAUACAUACGGAUCCUUUCAGACAUUUCGUCUAGCCAAGACGGAGAGAAAGUGGCUACGAGUUCACCCAUACCAAGAGUGGUUCGACCUCUACCGCCCAGAAAUUAAUGAUGAACUUCAGCGAUAUUUCGAUGCUUAUAGCAAGCCUGGGCCAGCUGUUACUCCUAAAGAUUGGGAGCAGUCGACACCACGUGUUCGACUUUCACUCCUUGGCUUCGAGUCAGACGGAAGUCCCGCAAAGACUAUCCUCGAGAGAGUUGAGGACAGUUAUCCGCUCAAGAGGCAGAAACUCGUGACUCUUUACCUUGAUUCUGAGACAGGAAAGCUCGGCAAAGUCAAAAAGGAUCAGGAGACUAUGAAGUCUUAUAAGGGGAAGAGUAUGACCGAUCAGCUGACUUUUACUACUAAAUUCGAUACUGCAACAGAACUCGCCGGGUAUCCCAAAGCUGUCCUGUACAUGUCGUGCCCAGACAACGAUGACUUUGACGUCGCUGUGCAGAUCCGUAAGAUUGACUCAGAGGACAGACAACUUACCCACCUCAACUAUCCAUGCCCAGUCCCCAUCGACCAGGUCCCCAAUACCAAUAUUGUGAAGACGCUAGGUCCUCAAGGCUUCCUCCGUGCAUCACAUCACGUGUCACUGGAGGGAGGAUCUGUUCCUUCGAAUGAUCUCUCUAGUGAGACCGAUGUGCUAUAUAGCCAUCGGGUUCGGGAGCCUGUUAAACCAGGCUCCGUCGUGCGGUUGGAGAUUCCUAUAUGGCCUAUCGGAAUGGUUUUUGAAGCUGGGGAGGGUAUUGCACUGAACAUAUCAGGUCAUGAUAUGUGUCUACCUGAGACAGAGCUGUGUGCACUUACUGAGCCGGAAGAUGAGAAUGUUGGGCAGCAUUGUUUGCAUACCGGUGGGAAGUAUAAUAGCCACUUGAUUAUUCCUGUUAUCAAGGGCUUUGUGGGAGAAACUGUAAAGCAGAACAACAAGGUUUAA
This is a messenger RNA of Fusarium tjaetaba, 1878 nucleotides long. RefSeq names its product cocaine esterase. Gene Ontology annotation, molecular function: dipeptidyl-peptidase activity. Bases 1 to 1878 code for a protein of 625 amino acids. The transcript has 3 exons. The record is from RefSeq and is a predicted model, not a curated record. Lineage: Eukaryota; Fungi; Ascomycota; Sordariomycetes; Hypocreales; Nectriaceae.